This is a messenger RNA of Symbiodinium sp. CCMP2592, 2052 nucleotides long. The record is from the annotation of a GenBank genome assembly. NCBI's taxonomy places the organism in Eukaryota, Dinophyceae, Suessiales, Symbiodiniaceae.
AUGCCGCAUUUAGUGGAGGACUUGUUGAGAAAGUACAACGACAACACAGACGUUGUCAACGAGCUGAUUGAAAAGAAGAUGAAGCUUAAGCUCUACCGCGACCACCCAGAGGAUGAGCCGGAGCUCUUGGCCCCGCCAGCGAGCUCGAGCAAUUGCUUCCCGCAGAAGGGCAAGGGUCAUGAUGCUCAUGAGAAGCCAGUGAAGACUGUGGACCAGCGAGCUAAAGUGGCUACCAGCCAGUGCAACGGGCAUCUCAUGGAGAUUAUGGGAGUGGAGCACAAGCUUGAUGCCAACCCGGAUGCCGGACGCGAUGAAGACGGGCCUUGUCCAAGAGAUGCAAGGCCAUCGCCAGUCGAUGGAGUUGGCAUUGCAGAACCUGCAGGCCAGGAGAAGAUGGCCAAGGGAUCGGUGGGCGAUGCCAUGCUUGACGAAGUCGUGGCUCUGGAAAUUGCGAUCGCAAACUUCAUUUCAAAGGAUCACUACAACCAGCAGAAGCCCAGAUAUCAUGAACCGUGGCAGCUUUCCUACAUGGAGAGCUCUGGCAACGUCUCAGAGCUCACGAAGAGAAUCGCGAGGCAGAUGUCGGGGAUCGCUGGCGGCGGCCGGCAUCCGCAGAACGCGGAGCGAGACUUGUUUCGAGCUCUGGAACUUCCUGAAAGGACAAAGCUCUGGUUCCCUCUGCUGCUUCCGCAUGAACUCCUACAUUACCUCAAUGCGGAGACUGGCAAAUGCGAUUGCCGCAAGAACCUCUCUGCCAUCCGGCAGUACUGGAGCUGGGCUAUUGAGCAUAAGCAUCCUUGGGCUACACGUCAUCCUGGUGCAGGCAAGGAUGCCUGCCCUGUCGGGCUCUACGGCGACGAGGCCCGGUACACGCUCAUGGGAGACAAAGUUUUGGCCCUGGGCAUGAACUUGGUAUUAGAAGACAUCAAGUGUUUGGAUGUGGCUCGCUUCCCAUUGUUUGUCUUGAGAGCCGAGCUUUUGAUAAACUUCGAGAAGACGAUGCAGCCGGUGCUUCUUGCACUGGCUUGGUCCUUUGAGGCUUGCUUCCAGGGAGUCUUUCCUGCAAAAGACCCCUGGGGCAUGGAGCUUGAAGGCUCGCCGUACGCAUUGACCGAGAUUCGAGGCGAUUGGGCUUGGAUGCAGAAGUUCUGGAAAAUGAACCAUUCCUGGUCGAAGGGAACCAAUAUCUGUCAUGCUUGCCACGCAAAGACCUCUGGGAUCUACGCCUGGCAGCAGCUCACAGUGUCCAAUCAGCCCUCGCGAUCAACGGCGGACUUUAUUGUCAAUGUGUGGGUGAAUCCCGUUGCAACAUCCAGAAAUUUCGAUGCCUCCAUGCUGCGCUUUUGCAGCAUGCAUGUAGUCAACCUCGGCAUUCUGCAAUAUGUCCUGGGCUCCGCGGUUUCCUUGCUGGCAGAAGUGCACGGUUUUUUUGGACCUGGCAAGCUGCCUGAGCGGUUGACGGAAAUGACUGAGCGAUUCAAGCGGUGGGCCUCAAGCUGCGGCAUCACCCACUCCCAGGGUUACAUCACACAGGGUAUGCUGCAUCACAAGAAGCGGGGGACUGAAUAUCCUCUUCUCAGCCUUAAGGCCUACAACGGCAGAGUUUUCCUGCCCUUCAUUUGCCUAUGCCUUCGUUUGCUCUGGCAGCAGACAGCGGAUUUGGAAGUUGGUCUCGCUUACUACUGCUGCGAGCGACUCUCCGCUUGGAUGGAUGGCCUGGAACGCUGCCCGAGAUAUCUUUCCGAGGCACAAGCAGAUAUGCUGGCUGGACACGCUCUGCGAUUCUGUGAGAUCUACCUGAAGCUCGUCCGGUUGGGCCUCGCGAAGAAUGUCUUGAGAUGGCACCUCGUGCCGAAGUUCCACGUGUAUAUCCGACAUCUGGUCCAGGAGGUGCAAACCUCGCGGUACAAUCCGCGGUUCCACCAUACUUAUCUGGAUGAGGAUAUGAUGGGCACGGUCAAGGCAUUAUGCAAACGUGUUCACCGAUCGUGGAUGGAGCCGAGAGUUCUCGGGCGAUGGCUCUUGAGGCUGCUGGUCUGGAAGCCACGGUGA